Zychaea mexicana is the source of this 1698-nucleotide messenger RNA. RefSeq lists its product as uncharacterized. NCBI's taxonomy places the organism in Eukaryota, Fungi, Mucoromycota, Mucoromycetes, Mucorales, Lichtheimiaceae. The transcript is spliced from 7 exons. The record is from RefSeq and is a predicted model, not a curated record. The coding region runs from base 1 to 1698 and encodes 565 amino acids.
AUGACCACAACAGCCACAGCAACAACAACCCCAACAUCUCCCACGGCUGCAUCAGCUAGAUCUGCAGCAGCAGCAGCAACAACAACCGUUUCUGUCGACGUUGCCGAUUUAAUACGAAUUCUACAAGUUCAAUUGCCUCAACUGCACAACGAAUCAGAGCAUAAAGUCCAAAUGGAGGAUACCAAAGAGCAGUACCGACUGUUAUGCAAAGAAACAGAUGGCCUGCGCAAGAAAUUGCUGGCUGUUGUGCAAGACAAUAACAAUUAUCGAAAGACGCAAGAGCGCAUGGAAUCGCAAAUUUAUGCACAACAGCAGGAGAUUGCACAGGCACACAAAGAAACACAAGUGCUGACUCGGCAGCGAAAACAUCUUGAGAAACGCCUGGAGAAUGAAUUGCAUAACUACGAGAGCGAUCGGUUACUGUGGCAACAGCGGGAAGCGGACCUUCGCAGCGAGGUCAAGCGGUGGUCGGUCCAGGACCGAGCUGGACAACAUCCUCGGCGUACCCGCAGCGCCACAGCAUCUAAUAUCUGGGCGCGCACCAGCACUAGCUUGCCCGAGCCACAGUCCUGGGGAACGCGUGGUGGUAGUAUGGGUACUCUUUUUGAAGAGCGAACGAAACCAAUCGACAGUGUAGCCGUCAGAGACACAAAGAUCCGAGCGCAAGAGAAACUGGUCUCGGACUAUAAGAGUGAAGUGGAGCAGCAAGAGCGGGUGAUCCACGAAGCUAUGUUGGCAGCAGAAGCACAGACACAGCGGAUAGACACAUUGGAGAAAGAACUGACAAGCUUGAAAGAAGUAAAUGCGUCGCUCAUGGAAGACAAUGAAAGCUAUCAAAUUCUGCUGCACGAGAAGACGAUGGCUGGCGAGUUUCCAAAGAAGUCAGACUUGGCAUCCACCACACCAUCCAUAGCGGCAGAGGCAACAAUACCUACUGCUGCAGAGGCUGCUACGACCACCAAGCCGGAAACGACCAGUCUUGCAGCCGAAUUAAAUAAAGUGCAGGGCGGAGAUUGCGCCUGCCAACAUGCAGCAGCAGUUAAAAAACUUUCGGACGAAAUCCGAGUUUUACAAGAAUCCAACAAGGCGCUGUCACUGUAUAUGAACAAGAUUCUUUUGAAGAUCGUCGAUAACCAAGAGCUUGUGGACGUACUAAACAUUGAUGAGGACGACGAGAUAUCAUCAUCACCGGAUCAUCCAGCGACAGCAGCAGCGGCGGCAGCAGCAGCAGCAGCAGUAGUAGUAGCCGCGCCUAGUGCUAAAAGGGAGAAGACCACUUCUCCUCCUCUAUCAUCGUCGACCGCACCAAUCUCAAUCGAAAAAACAAAUGCUGCUGCUGCUGAUAAUAAUAAUAAUAAUAAUAAUAACAGCAAUCGACCACGACGUAGUACAAUUUCUUCCUGGAUCUCUGCACCAAAACAACCUGUCACCGGGGAGCCUACCACUACGGUGGGACGCCAUCGAAGCCAUACGAACAAUGAUGGGACAGGCGGUGGCAGCGGCACACCUAACAACAACGGUUCCAGUGGUGGCUGGUCACGCGCAUUAAAACGAAUGACCGUGAUAGGCUGGUCGAGCAAGGAAAGCUCGUCGAACAAUAGCAAUACUCACAAUAGCUACAGCAGCACAAGCACCAUUACUCCAGCCAGUCAUGACUCGGCGAUAUCAUCGUGUGAUAGUGUCAUUCUAGAGGAGUAG